GGCGUCCCGUUUCUGCCAUCGAGUCGAACAAACAAACCCUAGAACUCCAAUACCCCAUCGAGCCCCGGAAUAGUACUCCGCCCGCCUUGCGGAAACAAAUCGAAGAAGAAGAAGGAAGACGCAGCCGCGUGCCCCCCCAUCCAUGGAUCUGGAGAUCGUGGGCCGGCACGCGCUGCUGUUCGACGACGACCCGACGGCGGAGGUCGUCAACUCCGGCGGCUCCCUCGUCCCCUGGGCCGCCGUCGGCGCGGACGACCUCCUCCUCGACCGCCACGACGUCCGGCACCUGCUCGACCGCGUGCCUCCUCGCCCCCGCCGCUCCUACUCCGCGGCCCUCCUCUCUGCCCCCUCUCUGGAUGGCGUCUCCGAGGCUGAACUCGACCGCGAGCGCUUCCUCGACCUCACCGCCGACGAUUUCGGCGGCGAGGGCUCUCAAGAUGCGGUCUCUUCAGGAAAUGGGACAGAUACAGGUUGGGCUGAUUAUAAUUCUGUCCCUUUCUCAUAUGGGAGUACUGCUGGUUCAGAUGAUCCAAAUAAUUUGAGCACAUAUUAUUGCCCAUCUUUUCCCGUGCCUGACAGAUUGUUGAAUAAGCUGCCUCCUUCUGAGAAGGUUCAUCAAAUUAUUGCAAGAACUGCUCUAUUUGUCAGUGAGCAUGGGGGCCAGUCAGAGAUUGUGUUAAGGGUGAAACAGGGUAGUAAUCCAACAUUUGGUUUCUUGAUGCCUGACCAUCAUCUCCACAGCUACUUCCGGUACCUUGUAGAUCAUCCUCAGUUGUUGAAAGAUGGUCUAGAUGCUGAUUCAAACAAGGGCUGCAAAACUGCCAAUAGUGAGAGUGGGCAUGAUGCAUCAUCAGGCGGGGCUUUGUCAUUGCUUGGGGCUGUCUAUGAGUCUGGAGAUGAGGAUGAAGGCAUGCUUCCGCCUAGUCCAAAAAGCACGGUUCCUGGAAAAGACGUGGUUGUGCAUGAGCAAGGUCAUGAAAGCUCUGUAUCUGCUAUACAUUGCAACGAAGAAACACGGGAUGGUCAGAAAGCAACGGCAGCAGCUACUGUUGCAGCUAAAGAUAAAUCUAUUUUGACUAAGAAGAACCCAAUGAUUACUGGCAGCAGCCUUCUUGCUGCUCGCCUAGAGAAGGCCAAAGAUGCCAUGAUGGCAUCAAGUACGUCAGAUGUUUCUGACACAAAAGUUGUGAUUCUGGAACCACCAUCUUUCUUGAAGCGUACAAUGGAGAAAAUAGUUGAAUUUAUUAUCAGGAAUGGGAAAGAGUUUGAAGGAAAACUCAUUGAGCAAGACAGAACAACAGGAAGGUUUCCAUUUCUUCUGCCAUCUAAUCCAUAUCACCCGUAUUAUCUGAAGCUUCUCGAGGAAACUCAAGAGUCCAAGUCCCGUGGUGGUUCUUCAGAGCCCAAAGACAGAAAAAGCUCUUCAGAGCACAAAGACCGAAGAAGCUCUUCAGAGCAGAAAGACAGAAGAAGCCCUUCAGAGCGCAAAGGUAGUAAUCAUGGUAAGGGAGAAAGUAAAAGCAAGAAACGGUCAAGUACUAGCAAGGAUGCCAGUUCUCCUGAUAGAAGCUCUGCUGAGCCGUCAGAGAAGCAGCUCUAUGACAAACACAAACAAGGGAAGGGAAAGUUCCACAUGAUCAUUAGUGGGGCCAAGAAGGAACCUCCUCGGAAUGUCACUGCAGAUGAAGCUGCUGCUAUUGUUAUGGCAGCUACUCGUGGAUUUGGCCCUGCCAAUAUUCAAACAAACACACUGAAGGACACUAGUGGAAUUGGUCAGACCCGUGGAGAUAAUGGACAUACUUCAAGCUUUGGAAGUUUCUCCUCUUUACAGGACCCAGAUGUACCAUCCAAACCUGUUUCAAAUAGUGAGGCAUGUACCUCACUCACAAGUAGUGGUCAGCCUAAAAAUGAAGGCACUGGAAUAAUUGAUGAUGAUUGGAUUGCAAACACUAUCGCAAAAGCUGCUGCUGUUGCAGCCUCUAAAGAAGCUGAUUCUUCUGAAGCAUCCAUGACAAAAGAGCAGAAGCUGAAGGCUGAGAGGCUUAGACGUGCAAAGAUGUUUACCUCUAUUAUUAAGAGUGGUGGCAGCAAGAUGGCUGAUUUGUCAACUUCAGCUGAUCAAACUAAUGAAGCUGGAAGGGCCUCUCCUGGUGAUUUGAACUUAUCUGAGUCUGAUCCACAACCAUCAGCUAAGGAACGUGAAGGUAGCUCUGUGCCAUUUGAACGUGAAGGCUCUAAUCUGGCCAAGCAGGAGAAAGACUCUGAUGACGAACGGAACAGGGCAAGGAAGUAUAGGAAAAAACAUCACCCAGAAUCUGACGAGGAGAACUAUGAUUCAGAGGAGAGCUAUAAACACUCUAGGAAGAAGCACCGUUCAGAGGAUUCAAGAGCUCAUACUAGUGAUGUUCACAAACAUAAGCUCAAGAGACACUCCAAGGAUCUGGAACCCAGGCAUCAUAGGCACCGUGAUAGCUCUUCAGAAGAUGAGCAUGAGCACAGGAGCUCCAAGUCAAGGCAUCGUCACAGGGAUGACUAUCACUAUCACGAGGAUGAUGAGCAUAGGAGUUCACAUAGACACCAGAGGGACCACCGUUCCAGUUCAAAAAGGAAAAAGGACGAUGACCGAGAUAAGAGCAAACAAACUAUAGUUCUCCCAGAAGUCUCCCAGAACCAGGAAAAGCCCCCUGGUGACACUGCUCAAUCCUCCCAGGCAACAACUGAAGUGCCGAGUGAGUUGAGAGCAAAAAUCAGAGCAAUGUUGCUAGAAACACUGUAAAUCUGUAAUACCCUGUGGGGAUUAUGCUGUACAAUGGGAUAAUGUAGCCAACUCUCCUUGUUCAGCACCGACUCAGGGUAUCAAGAAGUGUACUUGUUCGGUUAUCUCUCUCAUUUGAAAUAUGUGUACUGUGUACA
Molecule: messenger RNA, 2913 nt
Organism: Oryza sativa Japonica Group (Japanese rice)
Lineage: Eukaryota; Viridiplantae; Streptophyta; Magnoliopsida; Poales; Poaceae
Biological process (GO): RNA processing; mRNA 5'-splice site recognition
Molecular function (GO): RNA binding
Source: RefSeq, a predicted model, not a curated record